Triticum turgidum subsp. durum (durum wheat) is the source of this 930-nucleotide messenger RNA. NCBI's taxonomy places the organism in Eukaryota, Viridiplantae, Streptophyta, Magnoliopsida, Poales, Poaceae. The record is from the annotation of a GenBank genome assembly.
AUGAUUCAGGCAAUGGCGUCGCAGUCGCAGGCAGGAGGCGGUGGCGGCGGCGGCUAUGCCGGCCCAGGGCAGCGCGGGCAGGCGCAGCAGGGCCUGGGGAGGCAAGGUUCCCUGUACAGCCUUACCCUCGAUGAGGUGCAGAGCCAGCUGACAGAGCCUUUGCUUAGUAUGAACCUCGACGAGCUGCUCAAGAGCGUGUUUCCUGACGGCGUGGAUCCUGUCGGCGGCGUCGCCGGCCAGUCUGAGCCGGCCCCGGGCCUGCUUCGCCAGGGGAGCAUCACCAUGCCUCCGGACCUGAGCAAGAAGACGGUGGACGAGGUGUGGAAGGGCAUCCAGGAUUCGCCGAAGAGAAGUGGCGAGGAGGGUAGUCGGCGGAGGCGGGAGAGGCAGCCGACCUUUGGGGAGAUGACACUUGAGGAUUUCCUGGUGAAAGCUGGAGUUGUCGCUGAAGGGCAUUUGAAGGAUCCGAUUGACUUGCCAGCUAACAUGGGUGCGGUUGGGAGCAGUGUAAUUGAGGCUGCUGCGCCCAGUUUGAACCCCGGAGCGCAUUGGUUACAGCAGUACCUGGAGCCCCAGCAUCCACGCAUGGCAGGUCCUUUCAUGGCAAGUCAUUUGGGUCCUCAGCCAUUGUCUGUUGCUACAGGUGCUAUCAUGGAACCAAUUUACCCGGAUGGCCAGAUUACGUCACCAAUGCUCGAUGCGCUUUCUGAUCCUCAGACACCUAGGCGCAAGCGUGGUGCCUCAGAUGGUGUAACUGAUAAAGUCGUAGAAAGAAGGCAGAAGAGAAUGAUAAAAAACAGGGAAUCAGCUGCACGGUCCAGAGCGAGGAAGCAGGCUUAUACUAAUGAGCUUGAAAACAAGGUGUCUCGUCUAGAAGAGGAGAACGAGAGGUUGAAGAAGCAGAAGGUACUUUGUCUUCUGUUACUGUAA